CAGAUCUCGACAUCGACGUGUAUGCCAUCGCUUGCGGUGUCAAUGCAAUGUGUCUGGGCUCUAGCACCAGUGCCACAGACGGACUGCACCGCCGCAGCCAAGAGGCAGCGGAGGGGCAUCAUCAGCGGCAUCGGCGGCGGCGGCACAUACAGCCGGCGCCGCCGCCGGACCCAGCCCCCGGCCGCGGGCGUCGCAGCCGCGUCAGCAGCGCAGUCGCGCCGUGUGAGGAUGCCACGGCGGAAGCCACGCACAUUACCCAGACGUGGAAGGGCGCUCAAUGUCGUGCACCUCCAUCCGCGUGGCCCCCGCGCACCGCGGUGAAUGACGCGCCGAUUGGCGAUGGCACCGCCUGCCGGUGACCAUGCAAUUUAGCAGUGAGCCGGCGCUGCUUCUCGCUGGGGGCAGGGAGGCGUGAGCACUGGGCAGCCUGGCCCAAGGAGCGCGCUGGCACAGCUCACACACGAGCUGCCGGUGCCGGACCACGGCAGUGGGGCGAAGUAAGUGUUCAAUGCAACGCCAGGAGCCGCGUGCCGGCAGCGCCACCUGCGUCUGCAGCGGCGGCGGCAGCCCAGAGACUACCGGUCUUGGCGGUACGUAUGGGCUGUGCGCCGCUCUGAGUAUGGCAGGGAGGCUAAACAUGCAGUUGCCCAGGAUGACGCAUGAGCGAUGACCGCGCCGCCGCCUCUGUGCGCGGGGCAAAGGACCUGCUUGAUUGGGGUAGCGCUGGCGGCAGCGGGCACGCACGGUGCCUGCAGCUUGCGCUGCCCACGGCGACACGCACCCGCCCUCCGAAUUCGCGGCUGGUGCGCGCAGCCAACGGCACCAUACAUUGCGGCACACCUGACCACAUAUGCACGCGCCCGACGGCCUCACAGCACCAGUACAUAUGUUCUGACGGCCGCAGCCUCCGGCCGCUGAGCGAGCUGCGAGGUGUGCGCACAACUGGGUGAUUUACUGCUUUGGCGAGGAGGUGCGCUACACCAUCCAACUCUACUUCGUCGAUAACAUGGCUGGUACAUUGCAGGUGAGGAGGGGCGGCACCGGCACUGGAAGCAAGGGCGGGCGGGCGUACAGGAAGAGCGAAGCAGGGGGCAGGACCGCGGGAGGCAGGGACGCGGCACGGCGGGGCUUACUUUGCAGCGCGUGGUGGCGCAGACUCCCAUGGAGAUAUGCCCGCUCUGUCACAUUACUCUCCUGAGGCACCGCACGCCCUUCCACGCCCGCUUCAGGCUUUCGCGAUCGGGGCUCGUCCCGCGAUGGACAGCGUGGAGGCCGCGCUGGACCGCGUCAAGAUGAACAUCUAUCUACCUCAAGUUCGCGGACUGGGGGCUGCCCUGCCCCAUUACAGGAGUGCCGGGCGCAAUGGCGCAGGCGGCGGCGUUUGGCGGCCAGCAGGCGGCCAGCGGCAGCUCGUGAGGGUGGCGCUGUUGGACUGGGGUGAAAGGGCGUAAGGUGCUAUAGGCUUCUGGUGCCCGUUGCAUCUAGACUCAAGGCGUGGGCAAGACAGAUGUCCCUGCAGAAGUGGUAGAGCGCACGCAGCAGCAGGAGCAGGAGGGAAGAGGGCAGGGUUUGGUGGCGACGGCGUGGCGACGGCCAGGUUGGUGGUGGGCAAGGAGCAAGUUAGCAAGCGGCCGGGGCAGGGCCUGUGGGCAUCAGCAGCAACCGUACGCUGCUGUGACAGCGGCAGCACGCAAACGUGUGUGCGUGUGCUGUGUGUGCAGGUGUAUGUGCGUGAAAGUGUGCAGAUCCGCCGGGUUUAUUCGCACUCGACACUAGUUUAGUAAAGCACGUCGAUAACCGUAUGUAUGUCCACUGCUACAGGGUUGUUUGUAACCGUCGAAGAGGCCCGAAGUAAGAUCCAGCAGUUAAGCCCCGUUAAGCAGCAGCUUUCGUCAGUGAACGCGCGCAGGCGCCCUACAAAUCUAGUCUGCUUGAUCAUUUCGCGAUAGAUGCACUGGCGAUGGAGUAUGUAAAAGUUUUGGGGGCGCAAAGCGAGCGACUCGUGGCGACAGAAUCAAGUGCACGCGCGCGCAUGCAACAUGGAUGACAUUGCCUUAACAUGACUAUUACGUCUGUAAGAAGCGUUGUGA
This is a messenger RNA of Chlamydomonas reinhardtii, 2090 nucleotides long. RefSeq lists its product as uncharacterized. The transcript has a single exon. The coding region runs from base 48 to 359 and encodes 103 amino acids. Lineage: Eukaryota; Viridiplantae; Chlorophyta; Chlorophyceae; Chlamydomonadales; Chlamydomonadaceae. The record is from RefSeq and is a predicted model, not a curated record.